This is a messenger RNA of Durusdinium trenchii, 1704 nucleotides long. NCBI's taxonomy places the organism in Eukaryota, Dinophyceae, Suessiales, Symbiodiniaceae. The record is from the annotation of a GenBank genome assembly.
GUGCGAGCCCGCGAAGCGGCGCUUUUACAAUUGGAGCCUCGCUUGUCGCAGCAGCGAGCCGAGAGCACUGGCUACGUGAAGGCGUUGCCCGCACCCUCUGCCAUCUCCAGUGAGCGCUGGCGGCAGGCCGAAGAGGAUCUGGAGAAGACGAAGUCCAGCUUGGCAUCCCUGAAGACGGAGGCUGUGACCCAGAGCAGCGCCAUCCAUGGCAUGACCGAGCAGUACGAAUCCGUGCGGGUGGCUUUGGGCGCCAUGCAAAGUGGCUUGCUGGAGGUGCAGCAAAAGCAGCUGAAAACCACGGAGGUUGAAUCCUUGGUGACCCAAGCGCGGCAGGAGCUGCACAAGGAGUCUCUCGAGCGGAAAGCUGAAAACCAUCAGCUCUCAACGCAGCUCCUGGAACACUCGGAGCGACUUGAGUGGGCAGAACAGCAAAGAUUGAAGGCCGAAAGUGCCUUGAUGCAGGACUUGUUGGAGACCAAGACGGAGCUCAAGCGAGAGAUCCGGGAACGUGAAGAGGGCCAGUCCCAGGCCAGCUUGCAGCUGCGGGAAGAGAUCGGGAAGCGCGAGGAAGCCUUCGAGCGGGAGGUUGGACGGGAGGAUAGUGGGACGAUGGACGGGAAGUGGAGCUUUGCGAUUCAAAUACGCUUUAGCGGCACCUUCGAGCACUGUCUCAGCUUUGAAGCGGGUGAGGAGUUUAAAGUGCUGCGGUGGAGCAAAGCUGGAUGGUGGUGGGCACAGAGAGGUGUCGACAACCAACAAGGUUGGGUCUAUUCUGCACAGAUGAGACCUAAGAUGUGCACUUCCUGCCAUGAGAAGGUGCAGAAUCUCCCUACUCCAGCCCAAGAGCAGGAGAUGGCAGAGGCUGAGGCUGCUGUGGUGCCAGAAGUGGAGCCAUGGCCACCUUUGCCUCCCACAGAAGACACACCAGUGUGGCCUCCCCUACCCCCAGGUGAGCCACCCAAGAGCUCAAAAGCACCGAGAGAACCUGAGAACCUCUUGGAGGGCGACUAUGCACAAACGCUGACCUUUCGAAAUGACGGGAAGGUGGUGCCAACAGGUGGUGAAAUGAACGAUCAUGUGCUGCGUCAGUGCGAGUACUACUUCAACUACCAGCAAUGGAUCGACGGGCAAAACGCUGGGAGCAAGAAGAAGACGGGGAAGGCACGUUUACGUCUUGAUGGCGAGGAGCGCGUGGAACAGAAGUUGCAGGCUGCGGUGCGAGAAGAGCGCAGGCAGCGAGUACAGUCGGAGUUGCGCUUCGAAGGGGAGGACAAGGGGAGCGGCACGCUGAUCAAUGUCUCCGCGAUGGAGGAGCAGGGCCGUGUACGCCAGCAGCUGCUGGACCUCCAGGCGCGCGUCGCCUCCUCGGAGGCCCGGCAGAAGACGGUGGAGUCCUGCGACACCUUCCGCACGGCCACGCUGCCUUUGCUGGCGAAGUUCGGCAUCGAGGAGCAGCUGAGUUUCAAGAUCUUGAAGCGUGGCGCACCUCCUCUGGGUGGUGGAGAGGUGAUCUUCAGCUGCCCCAUCGUCAAGGCCAUCCAGCCGAUUGAGUUGUUGAACGAGGGAAAGGUGAAACGUGUUCGCGGCGUAGCCUAUACCACGAAAGUGAGUCCACAGGCAGCCUGUUCGGGGCGAGGUUGGAGUUCUCGUCGCGCCCUGACGUUGGUCGGCAAACACGGUCUGGGCACCCUUCCAAGCAUAUGA